Messenger RNA from Exophiala bonariae, 1743 nucleotides. RefSeq lists its product as uncharacterized. The transcript has a single exon. Bases 1 to 1743 code for a protein of 580 amino acids. The record is from RefSeq and is a predicted model, not a curated record. Lineage: Eukaryota; Fungi; Ascomycota; Eurotiomycetes; Chaetothyriales; Herpotrichiellaceae.
AUGGUUUCCCUGCGCAAAGUGCCGGGAGCCCAUCAGCAUCCCAACCUUCCUGGUAAGGUCAAGGUGGAGGAGGAUGUCAACAGCAAAGCUGUUCCCGUUGAUCAGGAAACGAUGCCAACAAUUAUUCAAACAGUAAAGGAAGACCUCGGUGAGCUGAAGAAGUUCUACAACAUAACUCUGUCGCCAACGCGCUUCCAGAAGGUCGAACACUAUCUUGAGAAGAAAUUGGAGGAACUUUCGAAUAUCACAUUCGGAAAGCUCAACCAAGCAGGUCAGGUUGAUUAUGCUCUGCUGAAUAACUAUCUGAAGAGCUCGCUGCAAAGGUUGAGGUCCGAUAAGGUAAAAGAUGACGAGGUACUCAAACUCGUUGGAUCAUUUGCGUUCAUAAUCAUCGAACUUUUCGAAGCACGACAACGGAUUCAAAAGCUCGAUUUCCAAGAAGUUGCCGCGCUUUUCACUCGAGCAGACAACAGCGCCCGCGACCUCAAACAGGCUAUCUCGAGUGGUAUCUUUAGGGGGAAAAUCGAGCGCACUAUUGCAUAUCGCACUGCUUACAAACUCGAAGAGCUGAGUUCAGUCCUCCGCGAUUGGCACAAUUUCUAUCUCGGAUAUGAACCUCUCUACAGUUGGUGGGUUUCGCAACCCUACGCAACUUUCCAGGAGAAUCUCAGCAUCCUCAUUGCCUGUAUUCAAACGGAUCUAGUUGGUUUCGAUGACUCCGUGAAGGAUCCCAUCAUUGGGGAGCCAAUUGGUCGGGACGGAAUUCUGGCCGACCUCGAUUUCGAAAAGAUCGCCUACUCACCUGAAGAAUUAAUUCACAUCGGUGAAAUGGAAUAUCAAUGGUGCGAGGUCGAGGCCAAGAAAGCAUCCUGCGAGAUGGGCUACGGGUCCGAUUGGCGCAAAGCGCUCGAGCAUGUGAAAAACAUGUAUGUUGGGCCUGGCCAGCAGAUAUACGGCAUCCAUGACCUAGCGAUUGAAGCAACAAACUAUGUGAAAGACCACGAUCUUGUCACCGUUCCCGAAAUUGCAGAGACCUGGCGAAUGUUGAUGAUAUCUCCGGAACGACAAAAGGCCAACCCUUUCUUCCUUGGGGGGAAUACUAUGCAGGUGUCAUACCCGACGGACAAAAUGUCACACGAGGACAAACUCAUGUCUAUGCGUGGUAACAGCAUCCCUCUCUCAAGAUCCACUGUCUUCCAUGAGCUCAUUCCAGGUCACCAUUUGCAGUUUCAUAUGAUCAAACGCCAUCGUCCCUAUCGCCGUAUCUUUGACACUCCCUUCUGGAUGGAAGGUUGGGCAUUGUACUGGGAAUUCAUCCUUUGGGACAAGGGCUUUCCAGGAACACCAGAAAAUCGAAUCGGCAUGUUGUUCUGGCGGAUGCAUCGAUGCGCUCGCAUUAUCUUUUCGAUCAAGUUUCACCUUGGAGAGAUGACUCCUCAAGAAUGCAUCGACUUUCUGGUAGACAAGGUCGGUCAUGAACGCGCCACAGCCACUGGAGAAGUACGCCGAUCUUUCAAUGGUGACUAUUCACCACUCUACCAGGCCGGAUACAUGCUGGGGGCGUUGCAGCUUUAUGCGCUCCGUGCAGAAGUCUUACAAAGUGGGCAAAUGACCGAGAAAGAGUUCCACGAUAAGGUGUUACAUGAGAACGAAAUGCCCAUAGAGGUUCUACGAGCACUGGUGCGGAAUUUUCCGAUCGAUCCUGAUUUUAGGCCUUCCUGGAAAUUCUAUGAGAAGAACUAG